UCCAAUCCCGUAGUAAAGCGUCUUCCGUGCAAAUCGCGUUCGACAUUCUCACAAUGGCGAGAUAGUGGAAAGAAUGGGAACGCUUCUCAGAGCGAGGAAGAAACCAUAAAUUUUGUUGAAGGUCGCAGUUUUUCCAUUGAUUGAUAGCAAAGGAAUGCUUCAUGAUUAGAGGGGUUACAUGAAGAGAGGAGUGUUCAGGUGGCGGCUUUAUGGAGACUGUUCUGUUGCUACGUAGGCAGCAGACAGUCUGUAUCGGGACCACUGAUUAAGACCAACGCAACGGGCAGCAAGCGGCUUUCCUAUCAUGAGAGAGUGUGAGCCCAGGUUUCUUGAAGGAGGCACAGCUUAACCUACAAGGUUCCAAGAGACGCUGUGUGGGCUUCGGCGAGAAUAAGCGGCGAAUCAGAGUUGGUCAAGUUUUGGGGAAUGGCAGGUCGAAGCCGAAGAGCAUGGUUUAGUGUUCUUUUGGGACUGGUUGUCGGGUUCACACUGGCUUCCAGACUCAUUCUGCCCAAGGCAUCAGAGUUAAAGAAAGCUGGUCAGAAACGCAAGGCAAAUCCCGCUGGUUGCGGGAUAAACGGGGGUGUAAUAUGGCCCCCGCAAGAUAACGGUUUUUCGGCGACCGAGAAGCCAGUCCCCAGGUCCAACAAUUUCCUCUUCGUUGGCGUCAUGACCGCCCAGAAGUACCUGAACAACCGAGCGGUGGCGGCUCAUAGGACGUGGGCCCAGACCAUUCCAGGCCGUGUGGAGUUCUUUUCCAGCGAAGGGUCCGAUACCUCCAUCCCCAUCCCCAUCGUAGCCCUGCGAAAUGUGGACGACUCCUACCCGCCCCAAAAGAAGUCCUUCAUGAUGCUCAAGUACAUGCACGACCACUAUCUGGACCAGUACGAGUGGUUCAUGAGGGCUGACGAUGACGUCUACAUAAAGAGCGAGAGGCUGGAGAGCUUCCUCCGCAGUCUCAACAGCAGCGAGGCCAUCUUCCUGGGCCAGACAGGAAUGGGGGCCAGGGACGAGCUUGGCAAGCUGGCCCUGGAGCCUGGGGAGAACUUCUGUAUGGGGGGCCCGGGGGUGAUCAUGAGCAGAGAGGUCCUCCGGAGGAUGGUGCCCCACAUCAGACAGUGUCUGCAGGAGAUGUACACCACCCACGAGGACGUGGAGGUGGGUCGCUGUGUCCGGAGGUUCGCUGGGGUGCAGUGCGUCUGGUCCUAUGAGAUGCAGCAGCUGUUCUACGAGAACUACGAGCCCAACAAGAAGGGCUACAUCCGGGACCUCCACAACAGCAAGAUUCACCGCGCCAUCACCCUCCACCCCAACAAGAACCCCCCGUACCAGUACCGCCUGCACAGCUACAUGCUGAGCCGCAAGAUCGCCGAGCUGCGGCACCGCACCAUCCAGCUCCACCGGGAGAUCGUCCAGAUGGGCCGCUACGGGGCGGCCGAGCCGGCCCGCGAGGACCUCCAGCUGGGCGUGCCCCCGUCCUUCAUGCGCUUCCACCCGCACCAGAGGGAGGAGGUCCUGGAGUGGGAGUUCCUGACGGGGAAGUACCUGUUCUCGGCGUCCGACGGGCAGCCCCCCCGCCGGGGCAUGGACUCCUCCCAGAAGCUGGCCCUGGACGACAUCAUCAUGCAGGUGAUGGAGAUGAUCAACGCCAACGCCAAGACGCGGGGCCGAGUCAUCGACUUUAAGGAGAUCCAGUACGGCUACCGCAGGGUUAACCCCUUGUACGGGGCUGAAUACGUGCUGGACCUGUUGCUGCUGUAUAAGAAGCACAAAGGUAAGACCAUGACGGUGCCGGUGAGACGGCACGCCUACCUCCAGCAGACCUUCAGCCAGAUCCAGUUCAGAGAGGAGGAAGAGAUGGAUGCCACGGCGCUGGCCGGCCACAUCAACCAGGACUCGGACUCCCUCUCCUUCCUCUCCAACUCACUCAAGAUGCUGGUCCCGUUCAAGCUGGCCAGCUCAAGCCAGGACCUGAAGGAGCCCAAGGAGAGCAAGGUCAACAUUCUCGUCCCUCUUUCGGGGCGCUACGACAUCUUCGUCCGCUUCAUGGCCAACUUCGAGAAGGUAUGCCUCAUCCCCAACCAGAACGUGAAGCUGCUGAUCCUGCUCUUCAGCACGGACAACAACACGGAGAGGGUGAAGCAGGUGGAGCUGAUGAGGGACUACCACAUGAAGUACCCCCGAGCGGAGCUGGAGAUCAAGCCCGUGUUGGGCUCCUUCUCCCGGGCUCUGGCCCUGGAGGUGGGCUCCUCCCACUUCUCCAACGACUCGCUGCUCUUCUACUGCGACGUGGACCUGCUCUUCACCCAGGACUUCCUCAAGAGGUGCCGGGUGAAUGCCGUGCUGGGCCAGCAGACCUACUUCCCCAUCAUCUUCAGUCAGUACGACCCCAAGGUGGUGUACGCGGGCAAGGUGCCCAGCGAGAACCACUACGUGUUCACCUCCAAGACGGGCCUGUGGAGACACUACGGCUUCGGCAUCGUGUGCGUAUACAAGGGGGACCUGGUCCGGGCCGGGGGCUUCGACACCUCCAUACAAGGCUGGGGGUUGGAGGACGUGGACCUCUUUAACAAAUUUGUCCAAUCAGGGAUUAUGCUGUUCAGAAGCACGGACACGGGGAUUGUGCACGUGCACCACCAGGUCGUCUGCGACCCCAACCUGGAGGCCAAGCAGUACAAGAUGUGCCUGGGCUCCAAAGCCUCGUCACACGGCUCGACACAGCAGCUGGCUGAACUGUGGCUCGAGAAGAAGGAGCAUGGCUUUAGGAGGCUGGCCGGCAGCCCCAAUAACGGCUCUGUCCGGACAGCAUGAGAGCAGCCAGGCCUCCCACCAGCAGGACUACGAGAACACCCUGGGGCUCUCCCAGCGGGGACUUUACCUACCUAAUUUAUUUUUUACAGAAAAAAAAACUGACUUUAAUGGAUAUAUUUUGGAAAUAUGCUUUGUUUUUAAAGAAGAUCAAAAAAGAAAACACACCAUUGACAGUGAUCGGAAACAGACUUGACUUUAGAAGUGAACUUUUAUAAAUUAAUAAUAUAAGACAAUAUUGUUGUUAAUUUUUCUUUCGAUGAGCCUGAUUAUGGGAGCAACGUGUUACAAGCAUCAUUAAAGACCAUGUGGGUCGUUUUAGAGACAAUGGGGACCAGGGGAUGGCUGGGUGGAAAUCAGUGUGUACCUCAGUGAAGUACACUUACAAGGUCUUAAGUAUUUACUUUGUCUGUGUGGGGGGGAAACAGACCGGUGGCUAACUGUAAACUUGACUUUGAAUGUUUACAGGUGGAUAAUAUGAACAAACAUUUCAUCAGUUAAGAAGUUGUCUUGGAUCACAACAAUGUUUUCUAAUGUCAAAAUGCCAUUUUGGUUUUUUUCAGAUUUGUAAUGUCUCCUUUUUUUGUUUUGUUUUUAUAAUACCGAAUAACACUGUUUUGUUAGUUUUGGUUUUAGACUUUCAUUUUAUUUACUUCUGUGAACCCAACUGCUGGAUUUCCUAUCUGCAAUUCAUCCUCCGCUGUCUAAUUUAUUGAAUUUGCAGUCUCCCUUCUCUGUUUUCUGGAAUAAUGUAUAUUAGAAAGAUUGUAUAACAGUCUCAGAUGUUGGAUACUGUUCUCUGUCUCUCAAAACUCGUCUGAUUCACCAAAGAGUUUUUGCACAGUCUGUUUAGGUGUUGUUGUGUCCGCAUGUGUGUGUCUAAUUGUCAAGGGGAUGCCAGCACAAAUGAAAUGUACUGUAGCAUAGAGGGUGUGUGUGUAUGUGUGUGUCUGUGUGUGUGUGUGCUUAUGAGUGCUCUCCUGGAUCCACCCCACUGGUACCACACAUGGGGAAUUCACACCCUGAAGAUGACGAGCGAUGAAGAGGACAGAGAGAAUGUUCUGGAAUAGUGAGAAUGAAAGGUGCUGUCCGGUCCCUGUGUCUAGAAGCUGGUUGAGGUGAAGGUAUGCUGUCCUGCAGCCUCCUGCUAUGUGUGGACCCUCUAACACCUCUGCUUGACACCCACAGGAGCAGGACUCAGUAGAUAGGCCGACACUGCGAGCAGGACUUAUGGCUGCUCUCUCUACAUAGUCUUCACUUCUGGUUUUGUUUUUAUAUUUUCUGUUUCUUCUGCCCUGUCCGUCUGGGAAAGGUUUUAUAUUUAAGAAAUAAAUGGGAAAAAUGUUUAUCUAA
Osmerus eperlanus (European smelt) is the source of this 4161-nucleotide messenger RNA. It is a transcript of the gene chsy1, whose product is annotated as chondroitin sulfate synthase 1. Lineage: Eukaryota; Metazoa; Chordata; Actinopteri; Osmeriformes; Osmeridae. Gene Ontology annotation, molecular function: glucuronosyl-N-acetylgalactosaminyl-proteoglycan 4-beta-N-acetylgalactosaminyltransferase activity. Bases 427 to 2811 code for a protein of 794 amino acids. Gene Ontology annotation, cellular component: Golgi cisterna membrane. The transcript is spliced from 3 exons. The record is from RefSeq and is a predicted model, not a curated record.